Molecule: messenger RNA, 923 nt
Organism: Monosiga brevicollis MX1
Lineage: Eukaryota; Choanoflagellata; Craspedida; Salpingoecidae
Exons: 5
Coding region: 219-686 (155 amino acids)
Source: RefSeq, a predicted model, not a curated record
GAUCACACACACACACACACACACACGGACACACGGACAGGCACAGGUGCACUUAGGCGCACACAGAGACACAGAGAGACAGGCGCACACAGAGAGACACGGACAGACAGGGUUACACAGGCACACACAGAGACACACACACAGAGGCACCGAGGCACGCACAGGCACAGCUGAUUUGGGGGGGCGGAGGCGGAGGCGAUUGAACGACGGUGGGCACGAUGGCGGCCGAGGUGAGGGACUUGUCGGGGACGACGGUGACGUUGGAUGGGACAGAGGCUGCCUCGACCAUCUACGCCCGUAACUGUACAGACUGUCACUUUCUGCUGCGCGGCAAUGACACCCAUGUUAAUUUCGUCCUCGAUCACAUCGAGGGGGGCUCUGUUGUUCUUGAUCGGACAUCGGCUGGAUGUUCACUGAUUCUGGUCGACUCUCACAACGUGGACAUUGAAGCCCUGACGGGAUCGCUCAUCGAAAUUGUGGCUUGUGAUAACAUCCAUUGUCAUGCCGCGCAGCUCGAGCAGCUUCGGGUGUUGAAGAGCAAUGCCACCGUGGUCCGCUGUGAGCACAGCACCAAGGUGAUCGAGGCCGCCAACCUGCGAGAACCAGCCAUUUCCUACAUCAAGGCAUCAGAGGACCCCCUUCGAUUGCAAGAUGCUGGCCAAGUUGGUGCUCAGCGCUUUGCUUGAUCGCAGUUUCCACUCGAUCUGAACAACUUGGUCACAAACUUCCAUCAGCCUGGCUUGUGCCACGUUGCACAAGCCAGGUCGAGUCGCCCUGUCAUUUGGCACGGAUACGACCGUUGAUUGUGUGGGAUAUCAUUGCCGAUCCAUCCCACGGCACGAAGCAUAUUUAGCCUCACGAGGAGAGACGUAGAAAGCUUGAUGUACAACAAGAAGAAAAACAGGAAUCGAACAAAAUGUGCG